AUGGCGACCGACGCCUGCACGAAACCCGCGCGUCUCAACAGCGCUUCAGUUCCUGCGCCGUUAGGUCCAGAGAGAGUAGGGCAUUCCGGAGCAGCAGAGGCAGAAGAGAGGGAGAGCGCAGCGGGUGGAUUAGGGCUGUCGCGCGCGGUCGAGACGGCGCGGUCUGCGAUUGGGCGCGCGGUGGAGCUGGAGCUAUUAAACGACCUGCGGAUUAAAGGCGUGCUCUCAGACUGCGAUCACAAGCUCAAUUGCACUGUCACUGCAGCUUCCACUGAAACGGCAAUGCUGUAUGAUGGGCCAUGCAUGGGAUGGUGGGCCAUGCAUGGGAUGGUGGGCCAUGCAUGGGAUGGUGGGCCAUGCAUGGGAUGGUGGGCCAUGCAUGGGAUGGUGGGCCAUGCAUGGGAUGGUGGGCCAUGCAUGGGAUGA
Messenger RNA from Closterium sp. Yama58-4, 426 nucleotides. The record is from the annotation of a GenBank genome assembly. Lineage: Eukaryota; Viridiplantae; Streptophyta; Zygnematophyceae; Desmidiales; Closteriaceae.